AGCAGACUGUGUCCUUGCUCUUGGAUUCGAGAAGAUGGAAAGAGGUUCUCUCUCAUCAAAAUAUACAGACAGAUGCAAUCCUAUGGAAAAGCAUUUGGAAGUAAUGAUCAACACGUAUGGCAUUGCUGCAGCACCAAUGGCCCCUCAGAUGUUUGGGAAUGCAGGAAAGGAGCACAUGGAGAAAUACGGUACAAAGCCAGAACACUUUGCUAAAAUUGCUUGGAAGAAUCAUAAGCAUUCAACGAAUAACCCAUACUCCCAGUUCCAGGAGGAGUAUACUUUGAACCAAGUGAUGAAGUCACGGAAUGUUUUUGACUUCUUAACGCUCCUUCAAUGUUGUCCAACAUCAGAUGGGGCAGGAGCAGCAAUUCUAGCUAAUGAAGACUUUGUGCGAAAACAUGGUUUAGAGCCAAAAGCAGUUGAAAUAUUGGCACAGGAGAUGAUCACAGACUUUCCAAGCACCUUUGAGGAAAACAGCUGCAUAAAAAUGGUUGGGUACGACAUGACCAAAGAAGCUGCCAGAAGAUGCUUUGAGAAAUCUGCUCUGAGUCCCAGUGAUGUGAAUGUGGUUGAACUUCAUGAUUGUUUCUCUGCAAAUGAGCUCAUUACUUAUGAAGCUCUUGGGCUGUGCCCUGAAGGAAAAGCUGGUGAUCUCAUUGACAAGGGUGAUAAUACUUAUGGAGGAAAAUACGUUAUAAACCCCAGUGGUGGCUUAAUUUCAAAAGGUCAUCCUCUAGGUGCCACAGGUCUUGCACAAUGUGCUGAACUCUGUUGGCAGUUAAGAGGGGAAGCCGGAAGAAGGCAAGUUCCUGGUGCAAAGGUUGCUCUUCAGCACAACAUAGGCCUUGGGGGAGCUGUCGUUGUAACAUUGUACAAAAUGGGUUUUCCUGAAGCUGCAAGAGAUCAGAAUAUCCAGGCAGUUCUCACAAGUGCCGGUGUUAGCACAGACGGAUUUAAAUCACAUGCUGUUUUUAAGGAAAUUGAAAAGAGGCUACAACAAGAAGGUCCUCAGUUUGUGAAGAAGAUUGGAGGUGUGUUUGCUUUUAAAGUGAAAGAUGGCCCAGGCGGUGAAGAAGCAAUGUGGACAGUAGAUGUUAAAAAUGGCAGUGGUUCUGUGUACGCCAGCGGCGACAAGGUAGCCGAUUGCACAAUUACAAUGUCUGAUGAAGACUUUCUAGCACUGAUGACUGGCAAGCUGAAUCCUCAGACAGCUUUCUUUCAAGGAAAACUGAAGAUUGCUGGUAACAUGGCUAUGGCAAUGAAACUCCAGAACCUACAACUUCAGCCUGGCAAAGCUAAACUUUGAAGGGUUGAUCCUCUGCUCUCUAACUUGCUACUGUAAUCCUGACUAAUUUUGUAUAGGGCACUUUUGAUAAAGAUGGUGCUCGGAAUGUUUUAAAUAUGGGAUUUAACUUUUGCUCUGUAGGCCACAGUGUGGUUGAAGACACUAACUCAAUUCUGAAUGAUCAGUGAAAUGAAACUAAAGCAUUCCCUGGCCUUUCAUCCCUUGCAAUAUGCAGCCCAGUGAAAGGACAGGCUGGAUACAGAUUGGAACGUAAUAUAUGAACUACAGUGAGACAGUCCUGCUGUGAUUUUCUCAUGGCAUCCAUUGGAACUGUUUGCAGUAUCACUGGAUACUUGCCUAGAGAUUUGCUUCUUGCAGUGCAAUUCAUUUCUUUCUUGACAUGUUAUAUUAACAUUAAUAAGUAUAUUAUUUUAUUCUGGCAGGCUUUGUGUAUUUUGGUCAGUGAUCUGAAACUACCAGAUAUGUGGAAUGCCACUCUUCCAGUUAAUUUUCUAUAACCGUGUGUGUGUGUGUGUGUGUGUCUGUGUGUGUGUGUGUGUCUGUGU
Molecule: messenger RNA, 1851 nt
Organism: Protopterus annectens (West African lungfish)
Lineage: Eukaryota; Metazoa; Chordata; Ceratodontiformes; Protopteridae
Gene: SCP2
Product: sterol carrier protein 2
Exons: 13
Coding region: 35-1306 (423 amino acids)
Molecular function (GO): acyltransferase activity, transferring groups other than amino-acyl groups
Source: RefSeq, a predicted model, not a curated record